Messenger RNA from Lottia gigantea (owl limpet), 723 nucleotides. RefSeq lists its product as hypothetical. The record is from RefSeq and is a predicted model, not a curated record. Lineage: Eukaryota; Metazoa; Mollusca; Gastropoda; Lottiidae. Bases 1 to 723 code for a protein of 240 amino acids. The transcript has 2 exons.
AUGACACUCUCUCUUGUUUUUCUCGUCAAUCUGCUGAUGUUAAUGGCCGGCGACAUUGAAUCAAAUCCAGGUCCAGCUACUAGACAAAGCCAAAUCUCAACCAAGACCGAUUUGAAGGACGAGAUAGCUAGCCUCAGAGGGGAAGUGAGGGAACUUAAUAUCAAAGACGAACUCAUGUCAUUGAGGAAUGAAGUAAAUCAAGUUAAAUCGGACACCGACACAGUCAUAAGCAAAGUUGACGUAAAUGAUAAUCAAUUGAGACAGAAAUAUUUGAUAUUUUAUGGUUUUGACGAAAGUAAAGAAGGGAAAAGAGAAACCUGGGGUGAUUGUGAAAUUUCGAUAAGAAAGUUUUUAUCAGAGAAAUUAAAGAUGGAGGGGGCAGAGGGUGACAGUUUAGUUUCCAUUGAUCGUAUUCACCGUGUCCGAAAAAUGCGUCAAAACUCCAGUCGAUCACGUCCUAUCAAAGUUUCGUUUCAUAGACUAAAAAUGAGAGACAUAAUCCUGUCUAAAGCCAGACAACUGCUCAAAGAAUCAAAUGUCAGUGUUUCUGAAGAUUUCACUCAAAGAGUGAGAUCAAUUCGUAAAGGGUUAAUACCACAUCUCAAAGAGGCCAAGCAGAACAGUGAUAACGCCGUGACGCUCAAAUCUGAUAAACUGAUUAUUAACAGAAAUGUAUUUACUUUUGACCUUGAAAAGAAACAAUUAGUUCCACUCAAUCAAUAG